Messenger RNA from Ostreobium quekettii, 789 nucleotides. Lineage: Eukaryota; Viridiplantae; Chlorophyta; Ulvophyceae; Bryopsidales; Ostreobiaceae. The record is from the annotation of a GenBank genome assembly.
AUGCCGGACGGCCGCCAGUCGCCCAGCCAGGAGCCCCGGGGACGCCGGAAGGGCGGGCAGCUGGGCGUGGACGGGGGCGUGCACAGGCGAACGCGGCGACGGGAGGCAGGCUGGCGUGGCGGGCGGCCCGGCGGGGGCCCCUGCCGGGAGGAGGCCUGCGAUCGCGCCUUCUCCCCGGCGGGGGUGCCGGAGCCAGAGAUCCGCGACCUGGGGCUGGAGUACAGGGCCGUGGUGGCCGUGCCCAGCGUGUGCAGCGCGGACAUCCGCCUGGACGUGCGCCGCGACCGCCUGACCGUGUGGCUGGUGGGGACGGGCGGGGAGUCCACGCGGCUGUGCGGGCUGGCCGUGCCGCACGGCGUGGUGUCGGACUUCAUCACCGCGCAGCUGACCGGCGUCUGCCUUAGCGUGGUGAUGCCCAAGGACGCGCCGGUGAGGGUGCGGAUGGCCGACCCCGGGGAGGUCGCGGCCUGGGCGCCGGGGGAGGGGGUGUGCCGCGGCGGCGUGGUGGGCGACUGGCUGGUGGAGGCGGGCCCGCGGGCCUUCCGCCUGCUGCGGCCGCUGCCGCCGUCGUAUUGGGGUCCGGAGGGUGUGACCGUGGAGCUGCUGGGGAACACCGUGAGUGUGUGCGGGGCGGACGGGGAGCCCAUCGACGGCUUCCAGGCUCCGGGGGGUGUGGACAGGGAGGGCGUGUUCGCGUGCUGCGAUCAGGGGCUGCUGCUGCUGGUGCUGCCCAGGCGCGGGGAAGGGACGGAAGGGGCGGUGGAGGAGAAUGAUGAAAUUGAACGCUGA